AUGGACUCAUCACCAGGCUCGGGUGUAUCGACCCUCCUGAAGCCUCGUGUCCUCGCUGUCGUCGUCAUCACCACCACGGCGGUUCUCAGUCUCGGCGCUGGAAUAUGGUACGAGAGCUGGCGCCAGCGGAGAGCCGACAAUGCAGAGCUUGCCGCGGGUGGUGGCCUACAUCGACGUAACGCCGUUCGACGCCCGCGACGCGGCUCCCAUACCGAUGAACCUAGUGGCUCGGCCACCGAGCCCCAAACCACGACAAGCAUCGACGAAUCGGCAGCUGCACCUACCACCGACGAGAAUAGCAUUAACAAUGUGCGCCCUCUACAAAGCGAGGAUCGCGAAGCAACAGUCGUCGACGACGGCGAAAUGGACGAGCGGUGGCUGGACGAUAUAGGCCCGCCAAACUCCGUGCAGCGCGCUGGUCAUAACAUUGUCAACCUCUUGUUCCGCGUGUCCGAGGACAAUGCCCGCCGCAGUUCUUAUGUGCAUCGCGGCUGUGCGUGCAACGCCUGUGGCAUCGUGCCCAUCCGCGGCAUCCGCUACCGCUGCGCCAACUGCGCCGACUUUGAUUUGUGCGAGACGUGCGAGUCGCAGGGCCUGCACAUCAAGACACACAUCUUCUACAAAGUGAAGGUGCCUGCACCUCCGUUCGGUCCGCGCCAGAUGCAGCCGGUGUGGUAUACGGGCGAUCCGGACGGCUUUGUGCGGGGCCUACCCAAGUCACUGCUGUCGCGCCUGGUGCGCGAGACAGGUUUUGAACGCCAGGAGCUCGAGGCGUUUUGGGAGCAGUGGACAUAUAUGGCCAAUACGGAGUGGCGUGACGACCCAGACGGCCUGUGCCUCGCCAUGGACCGCAAAACAUUUGAGCGGUGCCUUGUGCCCUCGGGUGGUUACAGACACGCGGCACCAAAUCUGAUCCACGACCGCAUGUUUGCCUUUUACGACACUAACAAUGACGGGCUAAUCGGCUUCUGCGAGUUUUUGCACGGGCUGUCGUACCGCAAGCGCAAGGAUAAGCUCCGCAAGAUCUUUGAGGGCUACGACACGGACCGCGACGGACUGGUCAACCGGCGCGAUUUCCUGCGCUUCUUCCGCGCAUACUACGUGCUCUAUAAACAGAUGCACAAGGACAUCUUGGAAGGGCUGGAUGACCAGGUCAUGAGCAGCAUUGAGACUCACCAGCUGGUCGGCAACAGACAACCUCUCAGCAGCUUCUUUGGACGCGACGGCCGACUGCCGCACGCUGACACGCGGCGCAUGAUGGGCGGCAAGUAUAUUGACCAUGCGAUGGGCGAGGUGCGAGUGGCGGACGGUGCGGACGGUGUGGUCGCCGAGGACCGGCCCGAUAUGGCAGACCGCGAAGAGCUGCUGUCGCUUCUCUACACGCGUACCGAAAUCCGCCUUAAUGGAGAGGGCAUUUUUGAGGAGAGAUACUUUGCAAGCAACGACAAUAGCGGCGACGAGCACGACGACGGCCCGGCCGUUGUUAACUAUUGGGAUGCUCUGCUUAACCCGCCGCGAACCGUAAAUGAGCUCCCUUCGCUUCUCAUGGGCCAACGCGAUCCGUCAGAUCGUAACGAUGUUUUUGUGUCAAAUCAAGACAACGAAUACGAGCAGGGCGACGACAGUGUGGCCAUGGGCACCGCCGAGAUCCGUGAAGCGCUCGCGGGCGGUGGUCGCACACACGUAAGCGCCGAAACCAACAGUGACGACAAUGCGUCCACUACGGCCGUCAUUGACCAGCCAUUGCCUCCCUCGCGGGCCUCUACAUCCGAAAGACACGCUGGGAAUGCGACAGCACACGCGACUACAAAUGCAAACGGGUCGGCGGCAAACAGAGAUCCAGCCCAACGCAUCUCUCGAAAUCAGCCGGGCAUGCCAGGAGAGGGCGUGUCCCAACUGGACAGUUCAACGCCCGAACAGCAAGAUGCGAUUACGAACAACCCGCGGACCCGUUUCAAUCCUUGGCGGACACCGACGGCAGGCCAGCUGAGCGCAGGGGAGGAAGCUUUCAUGCGAGCGCAUCUUACCAAGGCUGCCAAGGUCACAGCACGGCGCAAGCUGCACAACCGGUGGAUGCGGCGGCAGUUCUACCUAGACGAGGAAGAGGGCGCCGUGGCACCGAGCGCUUGGAAAGAUGACGAAGAUCUGCUCGCCGAGGGUGAAGCGUCGUCCUCAAAAUCAAAAGCAAAGGCGACGCCUGCCGACUCCGACAAGGCGGAGCACUCACGCAGCCGCCUGGCCGACAUCCCCGAAGCGGAGCGCGACGCGGGCCGCGAGGUGCUGUACCAGGUGAUGCAACAGGCGUUCAACGAGCUGCUGGAUAUUUUGUUCUUGCGAAAAGAGAAUCUGGCAAUCGAGGCCGCUGAGUCAAAGCAAGACCGCGACAAGUAUCGCCACCUAUUUGAACACCUUUCCGUGGAGCCCGGGAUCGGAGUUAGCAACAAAAUACCCUCUCCACCGCGUAAGAAGGCGGCCAGGUCGGUGUCUGCUGCUGAUAAGGCCGUCAGCGACAUGACGCUGGAGGAGAUGCUGGCCGAGACAGGGUACGAGGUGAUUGGCGGUGUGCCGACGGAAGAUCUGGACCCGCCGCGCUCGGUAGUGAAUGGUAGCGCCAACGCCAACUCCAAUACCGACAUGACGACAGCAGCGACGACGGCGACGGUGCCCGAAGCAAACGAUGCCGAGAUUGGUGCCGUGGAAGAGGUACUCGAGGAAAUUGUCGAGGAUGUUGAUGACGAUAUUGGGGAGCCAAAGGAAGAUGCGGUUACUGAAGCGGCUCCCGAGCCAGCCUUUGAAGAACAAGUUGAGGUCGUGGAUACCGCAGGAAAGGACACUCCUGGCCGCCCAGCCGGCGAUAUACUCGCGACUCUGGAUGACGUGCCCGAAAUCUCGCUCACCGCAGUCGCCGAGGUUGAUAAAGACCACCGCGACCCGACCCUACCGCAUUUCCGGCCCAACACCGAGGCUGAGUAUGAGACAUUGGUGGCACAGCACGAGUCGGCCCGGGCCCCGUCACAGGCAGCUUCUCUUGUCGCCGCAUCCACCGCUGCAACAGUGGCCACGAGCUCUGAGGGACGCAGCUCACCUGGCACGACGACACCACCCGUUGACGAACCGUCUGCAUAUGCCGGCCGGGACACGGGCACGGAGCCGGAAGGGAUUGAAAAGGAUGAAAAGGAUAAAGGCAAGGGCAAGGCCGAGGCUACCCCAACCCUAGAAUCAGGCCGUCCGGGUAAGGACAACAAGGACCAACACAACGGAUCGCAUUCGAGUGUCGCGAUUAAUACCAAGAGCGCAGACGGCAGUGACAAGGCCAACAGCAACACCGCUCCCGCUCCAGAGGAGGCUGACAUUCCCCUGGCGACUCUCAAGCAAUGGAAGCGGCUGGAUCUCGCCGAGCAGGAGGCACAGGUGCGGGGCGGCUGGGGAAAGCUGAGCUACGAGGAGUUUGAGCUCAUUUUUAAGCAGGAAGAGCAAACACCAAACAGGCUCGACUACUUGGGGAGCUGGAUCGAUUUUUGCAUACCCUAG
Molecule: messenger RNA, 3531 nt
Organism: Sporothrix schenckii 1099-18
Lineage: Eukaryota; Fungi; Ascomycota; Sordariomycetes; Ophiostomatales; Ophiostomataceae
Product: EF hand domain-containing protein
Exons: 1
Coding region: 1-3531 (1176 amino acids)
Cellular component (GO): membrane; cytosol; intracellular membrane-bounded organelle
Molecular function (GO): calcium ion binding; zinc ion binding
Source: RefSeq, a predicted model, not a curated record